Molecule: messenger RNA, 257 nt
Organism: Racocetra persica
Lineage: Eukaryota; Fungi; Glomeromycota; Glomeromycetes; Diversisporales; Gigasporaceae
Source: the annotation of a GenBank genome assembly
CUAUAGGAGUUGCAUCAGUUGAUUUCCCUCUACAGGUGGCAUUUGUUGUGUUUGUCUUGUUUUGCUAUUUUGAGUAUGGUUCCCUAUGGGAGAAUGAAAUUUCUACAUGGAAUUUGUAUAAUUUUUUGCUUUAUCGUAUCAAGCAACAAGAUUUUGUGGUAGAUCCGCUACUAGAAAACGGUCAUUAUGCAAGCUUUUUAGAAUAUUUUAAAAAUGAAUAUAGUAAUGAAGGAGAUUUUCUUCUAAAGCAAUAUAAG